Molecule: messenger RNA, 10342 nt
Organism: Dunckerocampus dactyliophorus (ringed pipefish)
Lineage: Eukaryota; Metazoa; Chordata; Actinopteri; Syngnathiformes; Syngnathidae
Gene: ascc2
Product: activating signal cointegrator 1 complex subunit 2
Exons: 18
Coding region: 1509-3593 (694 amino acids)
Biological process (GO): regulation of DNA-templated transcription
Molecular function (GO): ubiquitin binding
Source: RefSeq, a predicted model, not a curated record
GAAGCAGGAGCGACUCUUUGUGCCUUACAAGCCGUUGUUGGACGGCGGCUCUCCUGCUGAGGUGGAGGAGUUCUUGGAACACGGCAAGUUCAUCUUGGAGGACCUGGAGUGGCUGCUCGCUCUGCCGCAUGACAAAUUUUGGUGUCAGACCCAGCCGUGAUUACUGGAUUUUUGCCAAGUAGGAUUCCUUAUUUAUAAAUGGAAUGUUUUGGUCGUUGGAGCAUAGAAAACCUGUUUAUGACCUUCUAAAAACGCUUUUUAAGAUUGCUAGAGCUUUCUAGACAUGAAAUAACACCCCUCUAGUCUCCUUUACACUUCUAUUACCCAAUAUAGUAGACAUAAUAAAAGAAAAUAAGACAUAGAAACCCUGUUUACGACCUUCUAAAUGUUUUUUUAAACACUAGAGCCCUCUGGACAUGAAAUAACACCCCAUAGUCACCUUCACACUUCUAUUACCCAAUAUAGUAGACAUAGAAAACCUCUUCAUGACAUUUAAAAUGUUUUUUUUUACAUUGCUAGAGCUCUCUAUAAAUAAAAUAACACCCCUAUUAGUCAUCUUUACACUCCUAUUACCCAGUAUAGCAGACAUAAGACAUAUACGACAUAGAAACCCUGUUUACAACCUUCUAAAUGUUUUUUUUAAACACUAGAGUCCUCUAGGCCUGAAAUAACACCCCAUAGUCACCUUUACACUCCUAUUUCCCAAUAUAGUAGACAUAAGAGAAAAUAAGACAGACGACCUGUUUACGACCUUCUAAGUUAAGUUUUUAACAUUAUUAGAGCCCUCUAGACAUGAGGUACCACCCAUGUAGUCACCUUUACACUCCUAUUACCCAAUAUAGUAGACAUAAGAGAAAAUAAGACAGACGACCUGUUUACGACCUUCUAAGUUAAGUUUUUAACAUUAUUAGAGCCCUCUAGACAUGAGGUACCACCCAUGUAGUCACCUUUACACUCCUAUUACCCAAUAUAGUAGACAUAAUAAUAGAAAAUAAGACAUAAUAUAGACACACACAUAUGUUAGCAUUGGGAGAGUUCCGUCUGUACUUCCGGGUUCUGUACGGUACUUUCUGCGGUGGCCAUUGUCUCACCAGUGUAACAUUACUGCCACCUAGUGACCAGAGUAGAAUACUACAUAUCAUCACAACAUCAUUGAAUGGGUCUUCUGAAUGCCUUAUAUUUGUAUUUUAGUUCAUUUAGUCAUUUUUAUGCUUGAAAAUGUUUCAUUUAGGCCAAACAUUAGCACAAUUUGUUUAACUAUGCAUAUUUUUGGACUAAUAGGCCAUAGUUAAGCACAAAAGGGCAUGAAUUAUUAAUUCAUAUAUGUUGAAAAGACCUGAUUGAGUGAAGCCUUGAAGUUCUGGCCUGCCCUGGACUGUAAUGUUGUAAUACGGGCCGUGACUGGGCCUCGUGCCACGCUUUGGACACCACUGUUGGAACCAAACACCGCACACGGUUCUCACAUUCAUGUGUCGGCAUAUACGUGACGUUUAUCUGCACAACUGGGUAUGGAUUUUUUUUGUGUCAUUGGUCUUUGCGUGGUGGUCCUGCUGGUCCACCAGGUGGUGUUUGAUGAGUCCCUGCAGAAAUGUUUAGACUCGUACCUUCAUCACGCUCCUCGCGGCCUGGACCUGGCCGCCCCGCCCUCGUCCCCGGCGGUGGCUGAAAUGCAACGCUCGGUCCACAGGGCCGUCUUCUUGACCUUCCUCAGGAUGGCCACUCACAAGGAGUCAAAGGAGAACUUCAUCACGCCUGCUGUGUUUGGAGAAAUCAUCUACGAGAACUUCCUCUUUGACAUUCCCAAAGUGAUGGAUCUGUGCGUGCUCUUUGGGAAGGGCAACAGUCCGCUGCUGCACAAGAUGAUAGAGAACAUCUUCACGCAGCAGCCGUCUUACUACACAGACUUGGACGAGACCGUACAGACCGUCUUGGAGGUGUUUGACACCAUCACGGAGAAGUGCGGCCUGCAGUGCGAUGGCGCUGCCGCCGCUGCGCCCAUGAAGCUCGUCGCGAACAUGCAGCCAACUGUGGUCAGCAUGAGUCAGCAGGACUUUGUGGACAUUGUUCUUUACCUGUGUGACUCCAGCAGCACCUUGCACGCCUUUCUGAGCGUCUUCCCCGCCGCCUGCGCCACCUUCCAAUCUCGCAGCUUCCUCUGCAGACUGACCUCUUUUUACGAGACUGUCGUGCCUGACCUGGAGAAGGCCAUGAAGAAGAGGAACUUUGAGGAUAAAUGUCUCCAGGAGGACGUGUGGAGGAGGCUGUCUCACUCCUGCCGAAAGAUGCUGGAGACGGCUCACCUGCUGCUGCAUCACACCUGCCUGCAGCCCAUCCUGGAGGGGGCAGAAAACACAGCAACAUUUGCAGAGGAGCUGCUUCAACACUUCACUUCCUUCCUGUCAGAGAAAAGGUUCCUGUCUGACUACGACAAGCUCUUUCCCAUCGCGGACGACGUCAGCCUCCUCCAGCAAGCACUUCCUGUCUUAGACGAGACCAGGACGUCCUACUUGCUGCAGGGCGUCCAGAGCGCGUGCCGGCACAAACUGCAGCCAACCGCUUCCUCGUCGCAGCCCGCCAAUCAGGGAGCAGUGGGCGGGGCUUCAUCCUGUGUGCGGGAAGUGGAAGGUGGAAGAGAGAGCCCAAGUGGUGCAGAGGCCAUGUUGGACGUCUCGCCUAAAGGAAGUAACGGAUCGUUUUGUGCUGUGAGCGAGGGGGAGCUGGAGUCGCUGCUGUCGUGUAUCAGAGACCUGCUGCCCGAGCUGGGCGAAGGCUUCCUGCUGGCGUGUCUGCGGGAGUACGACUACAACUCUGAGCUGGUCAUCAACAACAUCCUGGAGGACAGACUGGCGCCCGGCCUGGACAAACUGGACCGAGCCAUGCCCAGGCCGGUGAAAGAGCAACUCCCCUGCGUCCUGAGCAGCAGGUCCAACGUGUUUGACGACGACGAGUUUGACGUCUUCCGCAGGGAUUGGGUGGACAUGUCCCGCGUCCAGAAGGGCAGGAGGAAAGAAGGAGACGCCCACGAGCUUGUCGACGACAAGCAGCACGUGACGGAGCAGCGAGCUCGUUACCACGCCUACCAGACCGUCGUGGAAGAGGUGGUCGUGCAGCCGGGAGAGGUGGCGGCAGCGGGCGACUACAGCCUGGACGAUUAUGACGACGAGUACGAUGACACGUAUGACAUGAACCAAGUGGGAGCUAACGACCUGGACGGAGACAGCCUGCUCAGCAGGAGGCCCUUCACACUCCCACGAGUCCUGCAACGAGUGACCAGAGCUGAGGGCGGCGGGGACGAUGGCGAGGAGGAGGAAGACGACAACAGCCUGCAGAGCAACAUGAACAGAGACCAGUUUGUUCAGGACCCGGCGGUGCUGAGGGAGCGAGCCGAGGCCAGACGUGCCGCCAUGCAGCACAGGAAAGGCAUCCACCCAGAGCGAGCCAGUCAGGUGGUGGGACGCCCCAAAGGCCAAGGACAGACUCUGGAGACAUUCCUGGACAGGCGCAAGAAGGAGGCCAACAAAGGCCGCGGCGCCAACCACAGCCGCCGCAACAUGGCUGACCGCAAGAGGAACAAAGGUAUGAUCCCCUCCUGAGGAUGGUGAGGGACUGCAACGAGGGCGUGUGGCCACGCUUCACAAGAUGUUUAUUAUUUGGAACAAAUCAGCUCAGUCAUGACGUCUUCAGGACACUGGCGCCACAUGGGAGCUUAUUGCAUGUGCACAGGAGCGUGCAUGUGACGUCAUCCAGUCUGCUCAAUGAGCACGAAGCGUUGCGUGUCUUUUGUCCCGACAGCACGUGUCGACGCUUCCAAUAAAUACUUAAUAACACUAACGUGACAUCAUUUGGACCUAAACAUCCUGCUGAGGUUGUCAUGGUUACAGAGGGCAAAAAAUGCCCUCGCCAGUCUGGUUGCUCCCACAUCCAGCAUGGGUGUCUUAAAGCAAACAAACAGUGUUGUGGAGUGUUAGCCAGCCCCAGACAAAGGUCUCCGUGGCGACCGCUAGCUGUCUCUGUGGAUGGAAGACGACUGAAGUGGCUGGCCUGGUGGUCACAUGACCAUCUCAGCGAGGAUGCUGCGCUUGCACAGCGGGCAGGUGUGAUGCAGCAGCAGCCACGGGUCCACGCAGUCCCGAUGGUACUCGUGUCGGCACGGCAACACACGGAGACACUGCGCGCGCACACACACACAUACACACACACGGACACGCGUCAAUCGCUCGCAAGAGCUCGGAAGAGUGUCAGCUGACCUGGUUGUUGUUGAAUGCCUCCAGACACACGGCGCAGGUGUCUGUCUCGCACCAGCGUUUGGGCCGACGGUACGUUUUGGUCUUCAGGGACAGCAUUGUCUUCAGGAUGUCCUGUUUAGGAAGCAACUGAAGGAGACCAUGCGGUUUUGGGCGGCGUUGCGCAGAAAGACGCAGACACCAAAGAGGCCAAAGUUCUACCUCGGAGUUGUCGUUUAGCUGCCGGUCCUGGUACUGCCAGCGGGCCUGAACGAUGACGCCCGUGCUGAGGAUGAGCGCCACCAGCAGGACAGUGUCCCAAAGCUGCUGCAGGUACUUCUAAAGACAAAAGUGACAUCUGCACCGCGCUGCCGGAGCAAAGAUGAGCCCGCGCCCACGCCACACUCGUACCUGCACCUGUGAGUUGGUCUCCCCCGUGCAGAUGACGCCCUGCCACUCGCCAUAGCGACCCCCUCUGGAGCGGCCGCAGCUGGACCACAGUGUGAGCGUGGCGCCCUGUCCCCAGUGCGCACACGCGUGCGCGCGCGCACGCACACACACACACACACACACACACACACAGCCGGUCACAUGAUCACUCCGAGGGUUGCUAAUGGCAACACUCACCAAGUUGUCGUGCAGGACAGUGGUGAAGGUUAUCUUGGCAGUGACCUGGAGACCCCUGAAAAACAUCAUUCAAAUUGUGAAUGACGUGAGUCAAAUGUCUUUUUUUUUUGUGUCCAUUUUAGUAUGCUCAAGAAUGGACACGGUGUACCUUUUUUAUGAAGUGGCCAGUAAAUAUAGAGGUGGGCGAUACUACAGCACACAAAAAUCUGAUCAGCCACCUGAAACACCAGCACUGCAUCAUUUAGAAAGUGGAAAAGGUUUGCCAGAGACCUCCGUGGCGUUACACCGGCUGCUCGGAGUGUGUGCCCGAAUACGGCGCAUCUUGCUGGGCCACGCCUGGUGGCUCCCUCCCCUCUAUACUCUGGUUCUCCUGAUAGUAGUGAUGUGGUGGUAGUAGUAAUAUCAUAUUUGAUUGGGUCAAAUCAACAGGUACACUUGGUCAAAUUCUAAUUUGUUGGGAGUCCUUACCUCCAGGUGUGCACAAACUACACUUAAAUCUUAAUAAAAGAAACAUAUAAACGUUUAUAUAAAUAUAUUUCAACAACACAACAAAAACCACCCAGAUAUUUGUGAAAAUACAGAAAAAUAUCGAGCUCAUCACAGCGGUAUCAUUAAUAUCGCUAUUUGGAUCGAUCCGCACCCUGGCUAGUUUAGUACCUGAGCAGAGCACUAAUGAGCCUGGUGACAUUUUCAGACGUCUGGAUCACGAUGACAGGCUUGCACAGAGCCUGAGACAGAUCCAUCUGUACGACACACAAAACACAAGUCUGCGUUGGAUUUGUAUGACAGGAAAGUCACAAGUAAUUGCAGUUGGUCAACAGAUUUCAAAUGUGAAAGACCCAGGCACGUGACCAUUUGUGCACUAGAUGUAGUACCGGGACCAACCAGCGAGAGGCAGUAAUGCGUCACCCAGGCAGACGAAGAAGAGGUCGGCUAGCCGUUAGCUUAUCUUGGGAAAGCGUCUCAUGUUUAGCAUGUCAGCGGUUAAAGCAGCACAUUUCGGCUAUUUCCUGAUGUAUUGUAGAUUACUAUCUGUGACGUAUAUCUGUUUAUAUGUUAAGCCACUAUUUUUGCGCCAUGUGUUAACACCGUUUCAUUGCCGACUUCGACAUUCUUGUUUACGUUCUGGCGCUCACUGUUGACCAAUUGGAGACUAGAAAGGUGUCACGUGGGAAGUGACGCAUUGACGUACGUUUGGAAUUGUUUUUUACCAUGUGACCAGAAUGAUUAACACAUAAUUACAAAAUGACUGCGUUUCAACAUUGUUUGUACGUCGUGUACGUGACACUUUAAUUACCUCUCUGACUGUGUUUUGGUUGAGAGCCAGGAUGAUGAGAGCAGACGCUCCAAGGACCAAAGCUCGCUUCAUCUGCACAAAUUACAAAUCCAAUACUUUACAUUUACGGUGACCAAUCAGAGCAGAAGUCGGGGCUCAAAAUCCACGUGAAGGACUCCUGCUUCCCAGUGGACACUUGACUGUCAUCCACUGGCAACACGCCGAUCCAAAGCUCCGCCUCCUUGGUGACGCCAUCACCCUCACCUGCGCUCAUCCCAGGCUCCUCCCCCUGAAUCUGCAGGCAACGGCAAUGAUGUAACAACACUAACGGCGUCAAUGUUAAAAUUCCGUGCUACCUAUACCAGGACCAGUUCUCCUUCCAGGUGGUGCGGUUCCUCGUUCCUGCCCUCGGCGCUGGCGGCCACCACCUCACCGCGAAGCAGAGUGCCGCCGAGCCGCUGCUCCACCGGGUACACCUCCACCACCGCGACCUGCUCAGCCGCCGCUGCGGCCAUCAGAAGCCCCGCCGGCCACAGCAGAAGGACGAGUGGGGACAGGCAGCGACGAACCUCGGCCAUGGUCCAGCGGCCUUAAGUGGGUGAGGUAAUGGGGCGUUUAGGCGUUUUAAUUGGUGGCGACCAUUGUUGGGAACGAGCUGCUGAAGCUAACGCAACUAGCCGAUAGAUUGUAAACAAGCGAAGGGCACUUCCGGCCCACACCGGAAGCUACAUUGGGGCGAUUAUCUUGAGUGGAAGUGACGCCUGCCUCGUGCCGGACGCUAAUUCGGUAACUUGAGUCUUUUACACAAUUUUUACACUCUUGAGUGAUACGUAACCCUUACAACCAUUUCGUCAAGCUAAUUGUUGUGUUAGGAUUUAUCUUUAAGCAAGAAUGCUCCAGCAUGUACUUCCGGUUUCGUCUUCAACACAAGCUACUUAAAAAAAUAAUUUAAAUCAUGUCAAAUGUUACGUAUCAUACACAAAUUACAUGCUUUUCCUGGACAUAAACUAUGUUUUUACCCUCAAAAAUACAAAGUACCCGGCUUUAUAUCAAAUGAUUAGAUUCUAAUAUAAUAAAAUAUAUAAAUACUCAAGUAAAAAUGAUAACUUUACUAAAAGAAUACAAGACCACCCACACUGCCUUCCUUCAUAAAUAUUUUAUGUACAAAAUAUUGUUCCACACUUAUAUUCAAGAUGAAUGAUACGUACUUUACAGACAUUAGUCACGUGACAUACAUGAAAGCAUACAUUUCCACUUUUGUACACUUUUAGUUACAUGCUCUGCUUUUAGGCUUAUCAUUGGACUUUUUGAUGUUGUUUGUACAAAGUUACACUUUCUACAGAGUCUGCAUUUCUGUCUGCAGUUCUCACCAAGAAGAUGCUUUCAGUUGAACGUUUUGGCAAUAAGCGACUCUUGCGUGUCUUGGCACAUUGUAAACUCACAAGAUGAAUAAUACAUCCAACCAACCAACUAACUAAACUACCGUGGGUUCCUUUUCAGCACUGACUUGCUUUUUAACACAAAGACUGUUAAAUGACACCUGUUUUUCUUGUCGUUUCUCAGCAUUUUGGCAGCUUCCCUCCUGAACAAGUAAACAGUCGCCACAGUUGAACCAAAAAAUAGAAAUAAAAAAGGCAGAAAGCAGGUCAUGGGACGGCUGCCGACGAGCACGCUGCGGCAUCCAAUGGGAGCGCUGCGCUUGCUCUAAAGCAGGGGUGUCCAAGCUUGUUCUCGGGGGUGGCACAAGAUCUCGUGAGAUGGAAACCUGACGCGGCUCGGGACGCUAAUAAACUAAUUCAUCACACAAUAACUGAAAUCAAACCCAAUAGUGUGCAUGUGUGUCCAAACAGGCGGGAAGCGGGUUCACUCUGUGCAUCACUUUCAGCACCUUGACGCGUUUGUUCCAUAGAACAGCAUGAACAGAGUGAGCCCUUUUGUCAGUCAAACAGGCUCUUUGUGUCGAUGGGUGGAGGCGGGGCCGCUAGCAUACACACAGAGUAUGCUAGCAGAAGAGUGGAACGUAGUAGAAAUGGUGGUAGUGGGUUGACUUUUAAAAUAUACAUUUUGUUCUUGAAUAUUCCAAGUCUAUGCUGCUAACAUGUCCUCAUGUUUCCUCCUAAUAUUACCGCUUUAUUCUUGUUAGAAUGCUACUUUUUUCUCUUUUGCCUUCUCAUGAAAUUACAGCAGUUUGUACAUUUUAUUUUCCAACUAUUUCAACUUUCUUCUUGUAAAUUUUCUUCUUAAUUUUAUGACUUUAUUCCCAUAAUAUUACAACUUUUUCCCCCCCAACCUCAUUUUCCAAAAAUUAAUUUGUUUCUCAUAAAAUUACGAUUUUUUUUUAAAGAAAACAUCAUUAAAAAACAUAUGUGUCAACUUCACGCUCCUAAUUUUCCUGUUAAUAUUUUUGACUUUGUACUUGUAAAAUGACCGAUUUUUCCAUUUUUUCCCUAAAUGAUAUGUGCUGUGAACCACAAAUGGCCCCCCUUGGGACGCCCGUGCUUGAGAGGCGUAGUGUAGACGGCGUGGACGCGCAUCAAGCACCCCUCUGAAGGACACAAAGUGAAGAAGGUUGGUAGAAACGCGGGUCCGUGUCCUCGUUGCGGGCGUCCUUGUUGGUUUAAAGGCCGUCAUGGAGAAGAUGCAGCGAUGCUAAAAGUGCCGUCCAAUCAUUAAUAGAAAAUGGCCGUACGGGAGGCGGGACGUGAGCGGCCGCGUGUGUUCAUGAAGGAAAUGACUUGUGGAUCGUCGUCGUGACGCAGGAGUCUGCCCUUGUGAGGCUGGUUCCAGUGUGGGGGGGUGGGUGUUGCUUAGCGACUCAUUCAAGGUUGAAGGUGUCAUGCAUGUGAAGGACCUGGAAAUCCGGAGAAGAAUAAAGGAUUGCGCUUUCGGGCCUAACAAGGUCGCGUUACGGCUUGGACAACUGGAUCAUGUGAUGAUAUUACUGUCUGGUAAUGCUGCCCCCUGCUGGUUAGGAGGUUGGUUAAAAUAAGGGAGCAGAGACCCCCCCAAGGCAUUUUUACACGUCAUAAUGGACGUGUCUCCAGGCGUCCUCACAUGGAAGGACUUUGAUCCCAUCCCGACGUUUGGCUCAUCUUCCCUCCUCGGCGGGCCUGGUUUCAGACUUGGUCUUGACGAACUCCUUGGCGACCUCGUCGGCGGGCCGCUGGGACAGGAUGCGCAUGACGGUGGUGCCCGUCUCGUCCGUGUCCACGCGCGGCCCCAGGGGACACCAGCACACGCAGCUCUUGCGGUCGGCCACAUCGCGCAGCUGCAGCACGGCCACGCCCACUACGCGGUCCGCCCGCCCGAAGCAGUAGUCCUUCACCGCCGCCUGCAGCUCGUAGCAGUCGGGAGACUCCUUGCCCAGGACGCUGGGGGGGGGACAGGAUCAAAAGUGUCUAAGCUAGCUAUGCUAGUUGCUAACUGAGAGUCAACCUAAACCAGGGGGGUCCUAACGAGGGCAGCAUUGCAAACUCACUCUUUGCCCUUUUUUUGACCCACUUUUCAUCUUUCCUCUUACAUAAUCCUCCCAAAUCUGCUUUCCCACUAUAUUGGCACUUGAUGAUUGAUGAUUUCGCUUCCAAAAAUGACAACUUUUUUUCUUUUGUUUCUUAUAUUAUGACUUUAAAAAAUAACAUCACUUUCAUCGAAUAUUUCAACUCUGUGCUCCGAAAAUGACACUUCUUCCUCAUGGUAGUAACACUUUAUUCUCGUAAAAUGACCACUGCUUUUAAAAAGGUUUUGCAAAUAUUUCAACUUUCUUAUUGUAAAUGAAGUUCUCGGAAUAUUACGACUUUAUUCCCACAAUAUUCCAACUUGUUCUCCAACAUAGUUUUGUUUCUCAUCACAUGACAGCUUUAAAAAAGGACUCUCAGCUGUGUGCUGCUAAAAUGACAUAAUUUUUCCUCAUAUUCCCAACACUUUAUUCUUCUAAUUUUGCAAUUGUCUUGAUUUUAUUCUUGUAAAAUCACAGCUGUUUUUUUCCCAUUUGUUUUUUUUAUUUAAUUUCCAAAUAUUUCUACUCUCUUCUAUUUUCUUCUGGUAACAUUAUGUCUUUAUUCCCAUUUUAACCUAAAAUAAACUUAAUAUAAACUUAAACUUAAUAUAUAUAGACUUCCCCCCCAAUGCUUUGUUUGUCUUAUUACAUUACAACUUAUAAUAUACUGUAAUAUAACUUAUAUUAUUACAUUACAACUUAUAAUAUACUGUAAUAUAA